AACCACUCAGGGGUCCUUGUGCCAACUUGAGGGGCGGGGCCUUGAGCCCGGGGUCUCAGGAAAAGGCUCCUCCCCAGGGCGGUCGCACUGCGGGCCCCGCCCAGGGCCCUGGCUCCUCCCCCAGGGCGCUCACCCUGACCAUCCGGACCACAAGGAAACCAAGGGAGUUACUGGCCUGAUCAGAAGGGAACUUCACCUGUGGCUUUGGGGGAUGGGAGGGAAGGGCAAGUGAGCUGUGGGGGUUGGGAAGGGUCUCCUCACUGAAGUACCUACAGACCCUGCCACUCGGGCUGCGUGUGUGUCAGGCGCCCCAGGUGGCUUCUCCCCCUCAGCGACUUCCAUCUUCCCACCAGCUCCAGGAACAGAAAUGAAAAGAUGCUGAGCAAAGAAGCUGAGAAGAAAAGCAGAAGUGGGAGCCUGGAGGCCUGAUGCUCCUCCGUUUCCGGGUGGGGCGCUACUGAAUCCUCCUGCCCAGCUGGUGCCUUGCUGCUGCUGCAGGUGACAUCUGUGCAGGAGAGAUGGCUCCGUGGCACUGGGUCGCCUGGCUGACCCCGGCUCUGCUGCUUCUCUGGCUCCCAGGCUAUUUGUCCCUGAGUGGCCCCCCGACCGUGACGGGCAUCGAGGGGGGAUCCCUGAGCGUGCGGUGUCGGUACAAGGAGGAAUACAUCGACAAUAAGAAAUACUGGGAAAAACUGUCAUUCUUACCUUUGUGGAAGAAAAUUGUGGAGACCAGAGAGUCAGCGAGAGAAGUGAGGACAGACGGCGUGUCCAUCAGGGACGAUCCUGCCAACCUCACCUUCACAGUGACCUUGGAGAGGCUCACAGAGGAGGAUGCAGGGACGUACCGCUGUGGGAUCAAUAGACAAUUUUCAGUUGACUCCACCUUCCCAGUGGAGGUGGUUGUGUUCCCAGCACCAGAACCACAGUCAACCCUUCCUACUACAGUCGAGAUCUCGACAGUCAUACCCGAAACGUCAACGCUAUGGCUCACUACCCUGGCCACAGAGAGUACCACCUACAGCGCCAGCAGCCUGGAGGAGGAAGUCCAGCCCGAGCAGAGCCAGGGGCUCCAAGUGCUCCUGUCCUUGUCUGUACUCCUGCUGCUUCUGCUGGUGGCCGUUUCCCUGCUGGCCUGGAGAAUGGUUCGGAGACGGAUCAAAGCCAAUGAGAAUCCAGAGCUGCCUCAGAACCCCAAUCAGGCUGCUGCGCAGGGCGAGAACUGCUAUGAAAAUCUGGAGCUGUCAAGGUGGCCCCCUUCGGGAGAACCUGCGCCUGUUCAACCCACACAGGGGGAGGUGGAAUACAGCGUGGUGGGGUGGCCCGGUGAAAAUCUUCACUACAGCUCGGUGGUUUUUGACUCUCAGAAUCAGGAUUCUAAGGCCAAUGGAGUCCCCGCCCAGACGUCCUGGGAGAAGCAGCCCCUGUACAGCGUGAUUAAAAAGACAUGAGCUGGUGUCUCCAGCCUUGCUGACUGGAGGUCUCCGGGAGAACCAGGAUGCCCAGGGCUGGCUCCUCAACCCUCAGCCCUCACCCACGUCCCCCUUCACCUGCUCCCCUCAAUGGUGAUGGACAAGGCAGCUGGGGUGCCGAUGGCUGUCCCUCUUGUGCCAUCAGCCAGGCUGGCUUCAUUGAGGACCAGUGGGAACGGGGUUCUGGAGGGACCUGGGGGAAACUUGCAUCCUACUGGCUCGCAAUGCUUCUUCCCUCUCCUCUCUGCUUCGUUCCAGCUCUUGUGUGUGGCGGGCAGGAACUCAGUUCUGUGCAGGUCCAGGAAAAGAAGUGAUUCAUGUAGAAUGUUGCCUGGGAACAGCUUUUAAAUCGCAGCCCAGUGGGAAUGUCUGGGGUCGCUGGAGAGUGGGGAGAACCGGCAGAGAGCCAGGAGGAUGCAAAAGCAAGAAGACUGGGUGCCCUUCAUCUUACAGACAAGGAGACUAAGACCCAGAGUGAUGAGAGGCUUGCCCAUGCCUCCAGAACCAGCGGCAGCUUUCUCUGGACUCUUAGAUAGGCUGGGUUUUUUUGGGGGGGGGUUGUCUUUUUUUUGCCAUUUCUUGGGCCACU
Messenger RNA from Phacochoerus africanus (Common warthog), 2058 nucleotides. Its product is annotated as CMRF35-like molecule 8. Gene Ontology annotation, molecular function: transmembrane signaling receptor activity. Bases 519 to 1448 code for a protein of 309 amino acids. NCBI's taxonomy places the organism in Eukaryota, Metazoa, Chordata, Mammalia, Artiodactyla, Suidae. The record is from RefSeq and is a predicted model, not a curated record. The transcript is spliced from 7 exons. Gene Ontology annotation, cellular component: plasma membrane.